Molecule: messenger RNA, 1269 nt
Organism: Westerdykella ornata
Lineage: Eukaryota; Fungi; Ascomycota; Dothideomycetes; Pleosporales; Sporormiaceae
Product: putative MFS monocarboxylate transporter
Exons: 2
Coding region: 1-1269 (422 amino acids)
Biological process (GO): transmembrane transport
Cellular component (GO): fungal-type vacuole membrane
Molecular function (GO): transmembrane transporter activity
Source: RefSeq, a predicted model, not a curated record
AUGCUAGGCGAUGAUGGACAACAGCCGAACGCCACAGCUCAUGGGAAUCCGGAUCCUACCAUUGAUGAGUUCGUACCUGCACCUGAGGGCGGUACCCGAGCUUGGAUCGUGGCGGCUGGCGGUGGCGCUAUCUUCUUCAGCACUCUGGGUUUCGCCAAUUCUUUCGGUACAUUCGAGGAGUACUAUCUCAGUCACCAGUUGAAGGACUGGUCAGCCUCCGACAUCUCAUGGAUUGGGUCCUUGGCAAUCUUCCUCCAGUUCUUCGCCGGUAUGCUCAGUGGGCCCCUAUUCGAUCGCUAUGGCGAGAAGGUUAUUCGGCCGGCGUCCGCGCUUUACGUUCUCUUCAUGAUGAUGCUCAGUCUAUGCAACAGCUACUGGUCCAUCAUGCUCGUGCAAGGUGUUCUCAUGGGCACUGUGAUGGGCCUCUUGCAGAUCCCAGCUUUCGCUGCUGUCUCACAAUACUUUGAAAAGAACCGCGCUGGUUCGCUUGGCCUGGUGGCUUCCGGCUCAUCUAUCGGUGGCAUCAUUAUCCCAAUUGCUUUAUCCAAGAUGCUAAACGGAAGCUCACUGGGUUUCGGCUGGUCAGUACGGAUUAUUGGAUUCAUCAUCCUGCCUUUCGUACUGUUCGCCGCCGCGGGUGUCAAGCCUCGAUUGCCUCCGCGCAAAACCGACUUUUGGCUCAUCUCGGCUUACAAGGACGGCCGCUUCGUCAUCCUCAUCAUCGCUCUCUUCUUCAUGUUCUUUGGAAUGUUGACGCCCUUCUUCUACCUGCCCACCUACGCCGUCUCGAGAGGCAUGAGUCCGACGCUCGCUGGCUACUUGCUCUCCAUCCUGAACGCCGCUUCCACCUUUGGUCGCAUCAUACCCGGCGUGCUAGCGGAUAAAUGGGGCAAGAUCAACAUGUUCGGCUUUGGAGGCGUGAUUACGGGCAUCGUCAUUUACACCAUGAACGCGGCUGACACCAACGCAGGCCUGGUCGUGUAUGCAGUCUGCUUCGGUUUCACCUCUGGCACCAUCAUCUCGGGAGGGUCCGCUGCAUUCUCUACGUGUCCAAAGGACGCAAGGAACGUUGGGACUUAUAUGGGCAUGGGAAUGGCCAUCGCCGGUCUCGGAGGGCUGGUCGGACCCCCUGUGAACGGAGCAAUCGUCAAUGCCUAUGGGGGAUUUCACCAAGUCUGCAUGCUCAGUGGUACCCUGUGUCUUGUUGGCGGGUUGAUCGCAAUUUCUGCCAAACGAUGGACCCCACAAGGCCUCCUAGGCAAUGUCUAA